AUGAACGGACUUCCACCAACAGCAGGGCAAUGGCAAGAGGCCCGCGCCCCCGACGGGCGCACCUACUACUACCACACUGUCACGAAAGAGACAAAAUGGAUCAAACCGGUCGACCUCAUGACUCCGCUGGAAAAAGCGCUUGCGGCUCAACCAUGGAAAGAAUACGCGACUCCCGAUGGCCGGAAGUACUACUCGAACUCGGAGACCAAACAGACAGUAUGGGACAUGCCUCAACAGUAUCGAGACGCUCUGAAUUCCGUCCAACUUCCUCCUAAGCCGGUCCAACAACCCCCUGCCUUUGUCGCCGGUGGCUCUACUGCCCUUUCUUCAUACACUCAUGCGCGGGAACGAGACGAUCACACGCCCUUUGACUCGAAGCCUCGACCCGAGAGCGCGCUCUCGGUGCCAACCAUCGCGAAGGAGGUGGUGCCGGAUUACUCCAGCUUUGAAGAGGCGGAAGCUGCAUUCAUGAAGUUGUUGCGACGGUCCAAUGUCCAGCCUGAUUGGACCUGGGAGCAGACGAUGCGGGCAACCAUCAAAGAUCCUCAAUAUAGAGCCUUGAAAGACCCCAAGGAUAGGAAGGCGGCGUUCGAGAAAUAUGCGGUCGAGGUUCGGCAGCAAGAACGGGAAAAGGCCAAGGAAAGACUGGCUAAGCUACGCACAGAUUUCGGUAACAUGUUGAGGACACAUCCCGAGAUCAAACACUACAGUCGAUGGAAAACAAUCCGUCCGAUCAUUGAGGGAGAGACGGUUUUCCGAUCCACUGACAACGAAGAUGAGCGUAAGCAGCUUUUCGAAGAGUACAUUAUCGAGCUUAAGAAACAACAUAUCGAACAGGAAGCCGCCGCUCGCAAAUCAGCGUUGGAUGACCUUGUUGCCAUUUUCAAAGCCCUCGAUUUGGAGCCAUAUACCCGAUGGGCGCAGGCCCAGGAGAUUCUUCAAUCCAACGAGAGGAUACAGUCGGAUGAGAGAUUCAAGCUUCUGAGUAAGUCAGAUGUUUUGACGGCUUUUGAGAACCAUAUCAAAUCGCUCGAGAGAACUUUCAAUGAUGCACGUCAGCAGCAAAAAGCCAGCAGAGCAAGACGCGAAAGGCAAAAUCGCGAUAGAUUCGUGGAACUGCUUCAGACCCUGCGGAGCCAAGGCAAAAUCAAAGCGGGAGCCAAGUGGAUGACCAUAUUGCCUGAGAUCGAAGAGGACCCGAGGUAUGUUGCAAUGUUGGGUCAGGCCGGAUCAACACCUUUGGAUUUGUUCUGGGACAUCGUUGAGGAGGAAGAGAGGGCUCUACGAGGGAGGAGGAACGACGUCUAUGAUGUGCUUGAAGACAAACGAUAUGAAGUCACACCUCGAACUUCCUUCGACGAGUUUCUUGAUGUCAUGCUUACUGAUCGGCGAACAGCCAAUAUCGAUCGAGAUGCCCUGCAACUCAUCUUCCAGCGUCUACAUGACAAGGUUGUGCGCAGAAGCGAGGAUGAAAAGCACGCUGCAGACCGCCAUCAACGUCGUGCCGUAGACGCACUGCGCUCAAGAAUCAAGCAUCUAGAUCCUGCGGUCCGCAUUACUGAUUCUUGGGAGGACAUUAAGGCCCGGGUAGAAAAGACAGAUGAGUAUCAUGCCGUUGAAAGUGAAGAAUUGAGGAAGUCUGCUUUUGAUAAGGUGGUCAAGCGGCUGAAAGAAAAGGAAGAGGACGCCGACAAAGACCGAGAAAGGAGACAUUCUAGACGGGGAGAUGAUCGAGACCAUCGAAAUGGCCACCGCGGUGAAACCAGAUACGGCCGGCUUUCUAAAACUCCCGAGCCCGAUGCUUACGAAGCAGACCGCCGUAAGGCGCAAGCUGCGAGGGAGCAACAAUACAGAAAAGCCGGUGGGUUCAGCCCACCGCCUCCACAGGCCCGUGGGGGAAGAGAACGUGACGAGAGACACGGUCGUCUCGAUCGUGACAGAACAUCUCCGACUCGUCGCAUGAGCACCUACGAGCGUGAAAGGCGCGAGCGGGAAGAAGAACGAGAACGUCUGUAUCGUACACGAGCCGAACCGCGCAGCAACAGGGAUGAACUCAACUAUGGCGAAGAAUCAAGGAGUAUUACAGGCAGCGAUCGACGACGGAGGAGGGAAGGAAGUGAAGACAGCGUCGAGAGUGGAAGACGCAGUGCCAAACGGAAUCGUCGAGGGGGAAGGUCGCGGUCGCGUGAGCAAGGGAAGAGCAAAACCCCCGAACCAUCGUCGAUCAAAAAAGACAAAGACAAGGAUAUGCUUCAAGUUCCGGAGCCUAGUGGAGUGCAUUCAGGAAGCGAGGAGGGGGAGAUCGAGGAGGAUUGA
Cladophialophora psammophila CBS 110553 is the source of this 2316-nucleotide messenger RNA. RefSeq lists its product as uncharacterized. The record is from RefSeq and is a predicted model, not a curated record. Bases 1 to 2316 code for a protein of 771 amino acids. Gene Ontology annotation, molecular function: protein binding; RNA binding. The transcript is spliced from 2 exons. NCBI's taxonomy places the organism in Eukaryota, Fungi, Ascomycota, Eurotiomycetes, Chaetothyriales, Herpotrichiellaceae. Gene Ontology annotation, biological process: mRNA cis splicing, via spliceosome. Gene Ontology annotation, cellular component: U1 snRNP; U2-type prespliceosome.